AUGUCUGGUGACUCAACGACACAGUGUCAGGAUACAGCCACGUGCACCCUCCCAGGCGAACCGUUGGGCAUAGACGUGGCCGCGCCCCAGCUCAGCCAGUACAUCGUGAUGAUCGUAGGGCUGGUGCUGUCCGUCGUCUUCGUCCGCGUACUGUUUACUGUGUUCCCCGUGUGUGCCAAGCCUUUGGGCUUUCGAACUCUUAGUGACAAGCCUAACGCCGCACGCAGCGUCAAAGCCUUCGAAAAGGAGCCCACUAAGGUGCGGCUGACGAGCGUGCGCAACCGCCUUGAGCGCGACACCCGCAUGCGGCUUCCACGUCGCUCCACGUACUACUCGAUGCCCUUUUUUGCUGAUACGAUGGCGAAUAAGCAGGAGUUUGUGGAGAGUCUUGUGGAGCUUGGAGAUGCGCCGAUGGACGGUUGGCUGCUCGUCAAGAAAGGGCUGCAACGAGGCAAACACUGGAAGAAACGUUUUGUUGUGCUGGAUGCGAACGCGAGGGUGAAGUAUUUCCCGAACGUCGACGCUGCGAAACGGAACAUGAAUGCCAAAGGCUCAUUGGCCGUGCACGCAGUAAAACCCGCAGACCCAUUUGAGUUUGGAGCGAACACGCUCGAGGUGAGAGGCACACUGGGGGGCACGUAUUUUUUUAGAGCGGAAGACGAUAUGGCCACGCGCUCGUGGUUGUGUGUGCUGACUAUGCGCGCUAUCCAAGGCCACGUGCCAGGGCGCAUUGACAGUAUGCUCAGUGCUGCAGUGGCUCCGGUUUCACCCCAACAAGCAACAUUGGCGGCAACUAUAUCUGCUGCACCGUCAGCAACAUUAGCGAUGAAGAUGCAUUCGAUUUCUGACUUGAACCAAAGUGGCUUCAAUGCAAUGAAUGUCGCAGCUGGCGCGAUAAACAUGCUGAGCAGUACCGAAGAUGACGUUGAAGUCCCCCCCGUGCAGUUGAAAUCGCAUGCGCUGGAGCUAGUGGUGCAGGAUAUGAGCUAUGACAAAGACGCGUCGCUGCGUCAAUUUUACGUGGUGGCCAAGUUCAAGUCCGAGCUUCAUGAUUUUUCUGGUGUGCCCGUUGGCCAAACUUCUCCUAAGCCAAGAGGUGAAAAGGGCGAAAAGGGGGCUUUAGUCAAGUGGAACGAAAAACUUGCAUGGACUUUUCAGGAUCAUCUGUGCUCGGAUUGCCACGAAUGCCGCGCGUUAGGAGCCCUUUCCGGUGCGUUUUGUGGUUUGCCUGAUAUUGUAAUGCUGCAUGUGUACGAGAUCCAUCUGCGCUACCUGACCACAAAAAUUGGCGAAGUUUCUUUGUCCCUUUGUGAAAUGUUGGGCUUCACGGGUAUGCGGACCGCGCAAUAUACAUGUGCAUGGCCUGUUACGUCAAGUCGCGAUGCUAUUCUUGGUCAAUUGAUGCUUUCGCUGAAGUACUCCGUCGAAACCGCAGGCGGUGCAGAGCUGAUGCAAUUCCUUGUGACGUCUGCUGCCGAACGCGAGCUGGUGGGCGAAUAUCCCAUCCACUCAAAAUUGGCAAGCGCGAGCGACUUCUUCGAAACUUUCCUAGCAAAUGGCACGCUAGACCGUUUAAGCGAAUACUACAAGGAGCGCGGUGACACAGAGAUUGAAGUAAGCGACUGGGCCCCUUCAAAGGAGUUUGGUGGGCAAGUGCGUACCAUGAGCUGCCGGUCACCGACGAAUGCAUCCAUUGGUCCUUCUCAUACCAUGACAACUACGACCGACCACGUACCAUUUGACGAGGGAGGCCUGAAUGUCAACGAGAAGCUUGUUGUGCAGUCAAAAGUUGUUAUGCACGACAUUCCCUACGGCGAUUGUUUUUCGGUCGAGAAAGUUACUGUUGUGGAGCGAGCUCCAUCUAGCGAUGGAAGCCUGGGGCAGCUUGUGGCCAAAGUUUAUCUGGGUGUUCCAUUUUCAAAGGGCUGUAUGUUUAAGUCUAAAAUUAUCUCGGCGACACGCGAAGCAAUGAGUAGCUCUUCGCGAUUAUACUUUCAUAUGGUAGACUGCUCGAUGGAUAAUUCAAACUCUUCAGCAGCUGCUGCGCCAGCAAAACCAUUUUUGACAUCCAGCGUUGAGGAAAGACACUUUAUAGGUGAAUACGAAGUGCACCCGAAGAUAAACGACGCCCUGCACUUCUUCGACCUCUUAUACGCCGACGGUACACUGUCACGAUGGCAGAGUAUUUACAAGGAGACGGGAGACUCAGAACAUGUGGUCGGCAAGUGGGAAGACUCGGCAGAGUAUGGCGGUCAACUGCGCGAGAUCAAGUACCGGGCUAAAAGCACUUCACCGCUUGGACCGUCUUCAACAAUGGCAGAACAAAUUGUGCACGUUCCGUUUUCGGCUCGCGAUCGCGACAAGGUGGAUGCAGAUCGACUCGUGAUCGAACAUAAGCUGACACUCCUUGAGAUACCUUAUGGGGACUGCUUCCACGUCGAGACAGUAUACAUAAUUGAGCCGCGCACCGAUGCUACCGGCGCCCCCAUUGUUGCAAGGGUGUAUAUCGGAAUCCCGUUUUCGAAAAACACUAUUUUUAAGUCGAAGAUUGUGUCCGCCACAAAAGAAGGAGUCGUGAGAAGCUCAAAGAUAAUCUUUGAAGGGCUUAGAAAGGCAAUAGAUGCGGAGGAAUCGAGCGAUGCGCCGGGGGAAGCCCGCCUUGACAGUAGUGCUGGUCACGAAAAUGUGAAGUAUGGCCGUCCGGCGAGAAGCUUAUCGACAGGGGUUAUUCCAAACCGGCGCCCAAGCAUUACGCGCUACAACAGCACCCUUGAUGGAAGCGUAGGACUCGAGGAGAUUUUCGAAAACCAGCGGGUUAGCAUGUUUGGAAAAUGGGCACCCAAUCACCUAUUACCUACAGACCGCCCUCGCUUCUCCAACCAAGAAGGUGACAAGAAAAUGAGUUUUGAGCAGGUCUCACUACCCCUUCACUGGAGCUGGACAACUCCGUGGCUUAUCGACAAGAGUUACACUGAUUGUGACGAUGAAGGCUGGAGUUACGCCACAGAUUUUCCGCGUUUUAAGUUUCACCUGGCUCGGGGGAAGUCGAGCAUGAAGCGUCUAGGAGCGUCCGUGCGCCGCCGCCGCUGGAUCCGUAUGAUGGCAUAUGUGCCACCCGAUACUACAUCCGACACUGCGAGUCCAUUACCUGCUGGUAGCGACGCAAUUCGCCGGAAUCGUAGCCGCGGUAGUCAAGGAAGUAGCAGUAGCUCGAUGAGCUCCAAGGUUCUUGAUGAUCAGGUGCAGUAA
Molecule: messenger RNA, 3249 nt
Organism: Peronospora matthiolae
Lineage: Eukaryota; Oomycota; Peronosporomycetes; Peronosporales; Peronosporaceae
Source: the annotation of a GenBank genome assembly